GGACCAGUACCAAGAGAUGUGUAUCUUCUCCGGAUAGGUUUGGAUUUCGAGAUUUAUUAUGUCUAGUUAACAAACAAAAGUAACAUAAAAUCUCUUUUCUAAUCCGAUUUCUAACAUGUACGUUUAAUAAUUAUUCUUUUCCUCGUAGCUUCGACGUGAUUACGCGUGUUUUACGUGUACAAGUGGGCGUAUUAACCGACGCGACGUAUCGCGGAAAAGUAUAAUAUCCGCGUAGAAGAAGGAAUGUAGCGUUUUGGGUCAAUAUAUCGUUUGUUGAACGACAGCAAAUUUGCUUCGACGUAUGUCAAAUAAAAUGUUAAGAUUUUUGUCACGACGUAGGGCUCGUAGUGUCAGCGGACAGACUACGUCGUCCCAAAUAAAAAAUCAACGAUUGCUCAGCAAUAAGAAUGUUGUUCAAUGUAGGGUCGUUUUGCUUGAUGGCACGGAUCUACCAAUAGAAUUGUCAAAAAAAGCAUUAGCUAGCGACUUAUAUGAACAAGUGUUUUAUAGUUUAGAUUUAAUAGAGAAAGAUUAUUUUGGAUUGCAAUAUACCGAUAGCAAUAAUGUUCAGCAUUGGCUCGAUCCCACUAAGCCAAUAAAGAAACAAGUAAAAAUUGGACCACCAUAUACUUUACGGCUCAAGGUAAAGUUUUAUUCAUCAGAACCUAAUACAUUGCGCGAAGAAUUAACAAGAUACCAGUUUUUCUUGCAAUUAAAGCAAGAUGUUUUGGAAGGAAAACUUCAUUGUCCUCACCAAGUUGCUGUGCAAUUGGCUGCUUUAUCUCUUCAAUCUGAACUUGGUGAUUACGAUCCUGCCAUACAUAGUGCAGCAACAGUAUCAGAAUUUAGAUUUGUACCAGGCCAAACAGAGCAAAUGGAGCUUGAAAUACUUGAAGAAUACGCCAAGUGUUCUGGUCUUAGUCCAGCACAAGCUGAAUCAGCUUAUCUCAGUAAAGCUAAAUGGUUAGAUAUGUAUGGUGUAGAUAUGCAUACCGUUCUCGGUAAAGAUGCAUGUGAAUACUCUUUGGGAUUAACGCCAACGGGAAUCUUGGUCUUCGAAGGCACACAAAAAAUAGGCUUGUUCUUUUGGCCCAAGAUUGGUCGGCUAGACUUUAAAAAGAAGAAACUAACAUUAGUUGUGGUGGAAGAGGAUGAUGAAGGGAGAGGAGAACAAGAACAUACGUUUGUGUUCAGACUUGUCAAUGAAAAGGCUUGCAAACAUUUAUGGAAGUGUGCUGUAGAGCAUCAUGCUUUCUUUCGAUUACGUGCACCCGUUAAAGGUGCUAGUGGACGCCAAAAUUUCUUUCGUAUGGGUUCACGUUUUCGUUACAGCGGUAAAACCGAAUUUCAAACCACUCAGCUGAAUAGAGCACGCAGAACAGUACAAUUUGAAAGACGACCAAGUCAAAGAUACGCGCGUCGUCAAAGCCAUGUUUUAAGGGAACGUCAACGUCAGCAAGUGGAACAACCGCAACCACCAGCUCCAGUAGUUAACAACGAAGAAGAGUCUUUGCAACGUCAGCCGAGUCAAUGUAGUACAAAAUCGUCAGACUCCAGCGUACAUGCUACGUCUUCACCUUUGGUAGAUUCUUUACUGAAAUCACUGGCCAAGGAUCAGCAGCCUUUAGAGCCUAGAAAUCAAACAGCAGUUGCUAACACUGAAAAAGAAACAGAGCCUGUGAAAACGAGUUUAAUCAUCGAAAAUAUGACUAAUCAAACAUCGUUAGUGCCAAAUAAUCAAGUUGGUGGUACCUCUUCACUGCCCCCGCGUACGCCUAUUCCGCCAGAAUCAUUAAAGUGCAAUAUACUGAAAGCAAAGUCUCUAGAGCAAGGAAAAAAUUCAAAUUUGGUUUCCAUCACGUCUAUGGAUGCAUCUCCAGUUAUUACUAAGAACAAUCAGCAUUCUGAUGCAGCAACAAUUGUAUCGGUGGGUGGAGAUAAAUUGACACUGUCAGUAAGUGGUGCUAUGAUGACAAAUCCAUCAGCGGAUGACAACGUUACAGUAACGCAUUUUUCUCUAGACAGUUGGGGACAAAUUGAACAAAAAACAACACAAUUGAAUCCUAAAGUUUCAAAUCAAUCUCAAAAUCCGUUCAAUCCCUUCACUAGCGAUAAUAACAACGAAGUUACUACUGUCUCUGAAAAUACAGAGGACGAUACAAAAACGGAAGAGGAAAAGAAAGCGAAUACAAACCCGUUUAUAGAUUCGAAUCCGUUUUUGGGUUUGCUUAAUCCUUUUAAAGAAAUACAGCCCACGGUUGAAAAGAAAACUGAAGUGGAAACAGAGAAAAACGGAGCGAGAGUCGUGAAAACUGAAGAAAUACAAACAACUACUACGACUCUUACUCACAAGGAUGAUAAUUCGGCUGUUUCCGAUAUCAGUCCUUGGCUAGUAGCCGAUCCAUCACAAACAACGACGGCAGAUCAAACUCCAAUUAAACAUACAGUAAUUACGAGGAAGACUGUAAUCACAACGCAACUUUGAAGUAUUAAGUAAUCAACGAAAUAUAUAAAAACAGAUUACAAUUCUAAAAACAAAAAGAAAACUAUUUAUCAAAUUUGGUCUUCCUUAUAAUAUGUACUGACUUGCUUAAAGUGCCUAUAGGAGUACAAUGUUGCCUAAGUAGGAAAAGAAGUAAUACAAUAAAAUGAAAGAAUAAUUUGACAUAUUAUAUCAGUGGGACCAGUCAGCAUUUAUAUUUUUUGCAAAUUACGAAUAAUUUGCAUUUAUGUAAGUAUUUAAUUUUAUAUAAUUUUAAUUCAUAUAAGCACUUAAUUUGAAAAAUUGUAUUAAUUUUUACAAUUUCAAGAAAUAUGAAUUGUAUAAAUAUAAUUCCUAAUUAAAAAUUUUUUUUUACUUGA
This is a messenger RNA of Bombus huntii, 2862 nucleotides long. It is a transcript of the gene yrt, whose product is annotated as band 4.1-like protein 5. The record is from RefSeq and is a predicted model, not a curated record. Gene Ontology annotation, cellular component: cytoskeleton. Gene Ontology annotation, molecular function: cytoskeletal protein binding. Lineage: Eukaryota; Metazoa; Arthropoda; Insecta; Hymenoptera; Apidae. The transcript has 7 exons. The coding region runs from base 302 to 2485 and encodes 727 amino acids.